GAUCUGAUUUUCCAAAUUUUGUUUUCAAUUAUCUAGCUUUUGUGAAGGAAGGAUAUGGCGGACUUACGUGAUGAACAUGGAAAUCCAAUUCAGCUGACUGACCAAUACGGUCAUCCAGUGCAGCUGACCGAUGAGUACGGCAACCCUAUGCACCUUACUGGUGUUGCAACCACAGCCGGUUCUACUGCUCCACCUGUUUUUCCUACCGGCACUGGUGCUGCAUCAGUUGGUGAAAAAUUGCCACAAACAUCUAGCUAUGCUGCUCCGACAACUAUUGGUGAAAAGUUGCACGACACAACUGGGCUAGGUACUGGUGCUCCUACAAUUGGUGAAAAAUUGCACCACACAGCUGGCUUAGGUAUUGGUACUGGUACUGGUACUGGUACUGGUGCUCCUACAAUUGGUGAAAAAUCGCACCACACAACUGGCUUAGGUGCUGGUACUGCUGCUGGUGCUGGCUUAGCUGUUGGUACUGGGACAAUUGAUGAAAAGUUGCACCAGAAAACAACACAAUCGGAGCAACAGCAUCACAAGACGGAGCUUCACCGCUCUGGCAGUUCAAGUUCUAGCUCGUCGGAGGAUGACGGACAAGGUGGGAGGAGGAAGAAGAAAGGGCUGAAAGAGAAGAUAAAGGAGAAAUUAACAGGUGGUAAGCACAAGGGUGAGGAACCCCACGCCCACGCCCAUGGUAUUGGGACUGGAGCCACAACGACCACUACGAGUGGGAUGUCAACUACUGCUCCAGAGCAUGAGAAGAAGAGUAUGAUGGAGAAGAUCAAGGAGAAAUUACCCGGUCAUCAUAAUCAUCACUAGAUAAAAU
Solanum stenotomum is the source of this 820-nucleotide messenger RNA. RefSeq names its product embryogenic cell protein 40. Gene Ontology annotation, biological process: response to water. The record is from RefSeq and is a predicted model, not a curated record. The coding region runs from base 55 to 813 and encodes 252 amino acids. Lineage: Eukaryota; Viridiplantae; Streptophyta; Magnoliopsida; Solanales; Solanaceae. The transcript is spliced from 2 exons.